This is a messenger RNA of Anguilla rostrata (American eel), 3816 nucleotides long. RefSeq names its product ubiquitin-conjugating enzyme E2 Q2-like. The coding region runs from base 456 to 1595 and encodes 379 amino acids. NCBI's taxonomy places the organism in Eukaryota, Metazoa, Chordata, Actinopteri, Anguilliformes, Anguillidae. The transcript is spliced from 13 exons. The record is from RefSeq and is a predicted model, not a curated record.
CUGCGGGCUCGAGCAAUAACGCCAUCUUUAAACCCCAGAAUCAGCCGCCGUUUAGCACCGUGAUCAACGAUUCACUGUACCCGUGUACCGUUUUAUUUCUGCUGGCUCUUCCGCCUGUAAACUGGCGAAUUAAAACAAAUAAGGAGGUAGUUAGCGUAGUUUAAAAUAAAACAAGGCAUAUCGAAUGGUCACAGAAAAAAAAACACUUGACAACAGAAAACAUCAACAACAAAAGGCGGAAAAACAAGGGACGAGCAAACAAGGCGUUGUUAGACUAGCUGGACUAACUAGACUAGUUAGGUAGCCGCUGUACUUAGAUUAUAAAAAGGUUUUUAAAAGGCGUAUUUGCCCUGCUUCGUUUUUGCGAGCUGUGCGUGAUUCAGAGUCAACUGCGUGGCUGCAAUACGUCCUCACUUCUCCCCUUCCCCCGCGGCCCGGCUGGAGAUGAGCGGAAGAUGUCGGUUUCGGGGCUGAAGGCCGAAUUGAAGUUUUUGGAGUCCAUUUUCGAUCCAAACCACGAACGCUUCCGAAUCAUUGACUGGAAGCCCGACGAGCUCAGUUGUCAGUUCAACGUUACUGGUGAAAAGCUUCUGAUUAUCCACUGCAACAUCACGGAGUCGUACCCCUCCACGUCCCCAAUAUGGUUCGUUGACUCCGACGACCCCAGCCUCACACAAGUACUGGAACGCCUGGACGAUGUGAGAAAGGGCAGCACACUGCUCCUGCAGCAGCUGAAGAGGCUGAUCUGCGACCUGUGCCGGCUGUACAACCUGCCCCAGCACCCCGACGUGGAGAUGCUGGACCAGCCCCUCCCAGCGGGGCCCGUGGGCCCAGAGCGAAAGCACGGAACGACGGACGAGGUGACGUCCGAGGAAGAGGAGGAGGAAGAGAUGGGAGAGCAGGACAUCGAGGACCUGGACCACUACGACAUGAAAGAGGAGCCGGCCGAGGGGAAGAAGUCCGAGGACGACGGCAUCGAGAAGGAGAACCUGGCCAUCCUGGAGAAGAUCCGCAAGAACCAGAGGCAGGACCACUUGAACGUAAGUGCCCAUUCGGGCGCGGUCUCUGGAUCGGUGCAAGCCUCGGACCGGCUGAUGAAGGAGCUCAGGGAGAUCUACAGGUCACAGAGCUACAAGACGGGCAUCUAUUCGGUGGAGCUGGUCAACGACAGCCUUUACGAGUGGCACGUCAAGCUGCGCACGGUAGACCCUGAUAGCCCGUUGCAUAGCGACCUGCAAGUUCUGAAGGAAAAGGAGGGCGUCGACUACAUCCUGCUCAACUUCUCAUAUAAAGAUAAUUUUCCGUUCGAUCCACCUUUCGUACGGGUGGUGUCACCUGUGCUGUCCGGGGGCUAUGUUCUUGGCGGGGGUGCCCUGUGUAUGGAGCUUCUCACCAAGCAGGGAUGGAGCAGUGCCUAUUCCAUAGAGUCUGUCAUCAUGCAGAUAAACGCCACUUUAGUCAAAGGAAAAGCCAGAGUGCAGUUUGGAGCCAAUAAGAACCAGUACAAUCUUGCCAGAGCACAGCAGUCCUACAAAUCCCUGGUGCAGAUUCAUGAAAAGAACGGCUGGUACACGCCCCCUAAAGAGGAUGGCUAAGGCCUCAGCGUGCACGCUGGGACCACAUGUCUUGGGGUUGACGCCUUUUUUUCCUUUUAAUUUUUAUACAUGUAUUUUUUUUCUGACUCUGAAGUUCUUUACUGGGAGAGUGACCCCCAGGCUGGGUUUGACCCAUUCGGAAACCCCCAACAACCAGCGGGUAAAAUCCCCGCUCCAACUUCUCCCUCGGCUCAACGGGCAGACCUUUUCUCGCCCCCCUCCCCCCCCAAAUCUAGACCCCCCCUUCUUUGCUCCUCCUCCUUCCCUUCUCUCCUCUCCCCCUCUUGAGCCUUCAGGAGAACUUUUGAGCAGAAACAGUCGGGCGGGGCCGAGCCCCCGGCCUCUGCUCGUGCCGACCGCCCCCCCCCCCAUCCCCGUGUUCCCUCCCACGGUCAUUCCUGGGUUAAACAAACCGCCUCGCCCCCCCCUCCCGGGUCAAACUGUCCACUCUUCUGUUCACUCGCCAGGACGCUUCAGAAGUCGGGUUUGGGGGGGGGGUAUCUGAAGGGUGAACCUGUUUAUCUGAUAAAGACAGAAGGGCUUGCUAGGGUUAGCGCUCCGUGUCCACGGCUUGGCAGAGUGGCGAAGGCGCUAAGCGGGGGACUGAGAGAGCCGGGGGUCUUACCUCGUAAAAAAAAAAAAAUCUUUACAGCGGCCUGGCGCUUCGAACGAGAGGCCGAGCGUUCCGCGGCGAGACGGCGGACUCCACUACCCGCCGGCGCUCGGUUCGAGGCGAAGCCCCGGCCCCUGGGCCGCGACGGGAAAGGCCGGCCGGGACACGUUUUCCCGCUUUCGGAAAAAAGGCGAGGCCCAAGCUCUCCUCUCGCUACGGCUCGGUGUUUUUAACGUUAAAAAAAACGUAACGGUGUGACGUGCUGCUGCCUCAUUCUUUACGGACUGUUUUGCUUUUUUUUUUGUUGUUUUUUUUGUCCCUUUCGUUUUCGUUCGUUCUGCGUAACGUUUCGCGAAGGUUCUGAAAGGACUAACAUGCUCCAGCAGUUUCCUGUCCUGCUUGUGUAAUGGGCAGAUUUUUAAAUGGAGAGGGAGAGCAGGGGGUGGGGGGUGUGUGUGGAAGUGAAGAAUCUCCUUCGGAAAUGACCGAGAGGGAGACUCAAUCAUGCAGUUUUGUCACGGUUUUUGCUCCUGGAAGCCAAUCAAAAUGAAACCCACCCCCAAACCUCCCCAAGCUAGGCUAACCCAAGCAAGUUGGAUUUAACCAUUGUACUUGUAGUCGAAUUUAACCCCAUGUAAAAGUGUAAAGAUGUAUCACUGAGAAUGGAUUUGCUUGUAUUUUCAUGUAACUUUGUGUGGGGGUUCUGGGGCACAGUCUAGUCACGCACCUCUGACUAACGGGGAUAUCCUGGCAUACGACGAUGCGUAUUUCACAAAUGUUAAAAAUGAGGAUAAUUAAUAGUUUAACUAUUAAGAUCGUAAAAUGGAUGCCGAAACCAUGUUUUAUGUAAGCAGCAUGACGACAAAUGUUUUCCUGGUAGCGGGAAUGAAGCUAUCUCUUUUUGGCGUGGCAGUGUGAACGACCUUCCUGUAUCGUCUGCUGAAAAGGACCCAGUUAUGUUCUGGUCUCAAACGUGUACUUACUCCGGGAGUGGUUUACCAUUAGCGUAGAUAUGCAGAUGAAGGUCUACUCCGUUGACAGCAUGAAGAUGAGCGAGUGCAGGUGAAUUGAAGCGGGUGGAGCCAUGCUUGCUUUCUAGCCGAUACCUGGUUUUUAGUUUUUAACUGCCUAGCGUGAGACUCAGUGGUGUCUGCCCAUCAGUUGAUGUUCUGCAGCACUGGCUGCCCCCCCCCCCCCCCAUCUCGUCGCCCACUGGGCUGAGCAGAAGGCCACAGUACUGCGGAGGCAGAGGUGUGUGUGUGUGUGUGUGACAUACACUACAUAGAACUGUUCAGGGCCUCGUCUCCGACAGAGACUGCAAGGUAUCUGUUAAAGCCUUAAAAAGGAUAAAGCCCCCUCCAAACUUGCCCCUUUCUAAAGUAUAAAAGUAACAGAUUUUUCUCCCCCAUUAUCUUUUUUUUCUUGUUUUUUUUUUUUUAAAUACCAGUCCACACUCCAGAUACUCUGUUCUCUUUGGUUGAGUCAGGAAACAAGUUUUGUCUUUCAUUUUGACACUGAAUUAUCGGGGGUUUGCUGAAUACACUGAGAAGCACUGCAAAUGUUACGCCGAAUACUAAUGCAAUAUAUUGCCUCUUGUGGUUUUCUAGA